Molecule: messenger RNA, 703 nt
Organism: Oryza sativa Japonica Group (Japanese rice)
Lineage: Eukaryota; Viridiplantae; Streptophyta; Magnoliopsida; Poales; Poaceae
Product: calcium-binding protein KRP1
Molecular function (GO): calcium ion binding
Source: RefSeq, a predicted model, not a curated record
UCCUCCCCACCACAUCAAAUCAUCCCUCUCCUCUUCUCCUCCUCUCAAAGAUCGCAAGAAGCAAACAAGAACACAACAAAUCGAUCGAUCAGUCAACCUCACUCAUUCUCAUGGCGGCGGAGCAGAGACAGCAGCAGCAGAUGAUGCAGGAGGGGUUCGAGGACUACCUGCCGGUGAUGGCGGAGAGGCUGGGGGAGGAAGGGCUGAUGCAGGAGCUCGCAAGCGGGUUCCGCCUGCUCAUGGACCCGGCCUCCGGGCUCAUCACCUUCGACAGCCUCCGCCGCAACGCGCCGCUGCUCGGCCUCGGCGGGAUGUCCGACGACGACCUCCGGGGGAUGCUCGCCGAGGGCGACUUCGACGGCGACGGCGCCCUCAGCGAGAUGGAGUUCUGCGUCCUCAUGGUCAGGCUCAGCCCCGACCUCAUGGACGAGCCUCGCCGGUGGCUCGACGACGCCGUCGCCCAGGCCUCACAGUUCCUCUUUCAUUAGAAAGUUCGACAUGGAUAGGAUUCUUCUUCUUUUUUUCUUUCUUUCUUCUUUCUUCUCGUUGUUCAUAGCAUCAGGAUUCAUCAAGGGCACUGCUCAUUGGUUCGCGGAUUCCAAUCGCAUUUGUACUCUCAUGUACUACACUCUGCUUGUUUCUUCGUUCCAAGUGGAAACUGGAAUCUGAAUUAAUUGAUCAGCAAGCUUCUUCGUUUCACAAA